AUGACCCCCCUGCUUCUGCUGUGUGUGCUCUUGCCUCUCAUCUCGGCAACGCCAUUUGAAGAACAUGACGACAUGGAUGGCACAUUGCGUGUCAGCAUCCCAAUGGAGGUGCCUCUCCGUCCUCUGAUGGGCGGGAAGGUAGUGGUGCCAUGCUACUUCCAGGACAACACCGUCAACGACCCCGGUGCCCCAACCGUCGCUCCACUCUCCCAUCGCAUCAAAUGGUCCUACGUCACCAAGGAGAAAGUCACUACGAUCCUGGUGGCAUCAGAGGGAAAAGUUAAUGUGGAGAUAGAGUAUUUAGACAGAGUGACAAUGGUCAACUACCCACUCGUGCCCACCGAUGCCACCCUGGAGAUUACAGAGCUGAGGUCCAAAGAUUCUGGCACCUACCGCUGCGAGGUGACGCAUGGCAUUGAGGAUAACUACGACUCCGUGGAGGUCCAGGUUCAGGGUAUUGUGUUCCACUACCGAGCCAUCUCCUCCCGCUACACCUUGACGUUUGAGAAGGCCAAGGCUGCUUGCAUCCAGAGCAGUGCCACCAUCGCCACCCCAGCCCAACUUCAGGCUGCCUACGAUGAUGGAUACCACCAGUGUGAUGCUGGAUGGCUGUCGGAUCAGACUGUCAGGUACCCCAUCCAUGAGCCACGUGAUCGUUGCUAUGGAGACAAGGAGACCUUCCCUGGCGUGAGAACCUAUGGCGUGAGAGACGUUAACGAGACUUACGACGUGUACUGUUUUGCUGAGAAAAUGUCAGGCAGAGUCUUCUACUCUAUGUCUGUAGAAAAGUUUACCUUCUACGAAGCCGGAGAUCAGUGUGCUAAACUCGGUGCUCGGCUCGCCACCACCGGAGAGCUUUACUUGGCCUGGAAGUCUGGCAUGGAUGUGUGUAACGCCGGCUGGCUGGCAGACAGGAGCGUACGUUACCCCAUCAACAUCGCCAGGCCUCAGUGUGGCGGAGGGCUUCUUGGAGUGAGAACCGUCUACCUGUUCCCCAACCAGACAGGAUAUCCCUACCCAGACACCCGCUACGACGCCAUCUGCUUCAGUGCUGGUGAGGAUGAGGGCGCAGUGCCUGGGAGGACCACCCCCUUCCCAGACAUCAUCCGCAUGACACCCGCCCCUGGGCUUUAUCCAGGCCUAACCCCCCGACCUGGAGGUGAGGAGAUCAAGCGUGGAGAAGUGGGCACCCUCUCCCCACUGCCCAUCCCACCCAGUGUGGUGGACACAUUCAUUAAAGUGUCUCCUGGACUGGAUCUCACAGAUGCUGCCAUGGGUCCUACAGGUGUGGUGUUCCACUACCGACCCAUUACAGGCCGGUACACACUGACCUUCCUGGAGGCUCACAAAGCCUGUCAGAGUAUCGGAGCAGUCGUCGCCAGCCCCCAGCAGCUGCAGGCAGCAUUUGAGAAAGGUCUGCACCAAUGUGAUGCUGGCUGGCUCCGCGACCAGACUGUCAGGUAUCCCAUCGUGUCACCCAGAGAUAACUGUGCUGGUAAUCUGCCACAAAUUCCAGGGGUCAGAUCCUACGGCUUGAGGCCAGCGAACGAAGUCUAUGAUGUGUUUUGUUACGUAGAACGUCUGGAAGGUGAGGUCUUCUUCACCAGUGACUAUGACAGCUUCUCCUAUGAGGAGGCUGUGCAGCACUGCCAGAAACUCAACACCACCCUUGCCACCCCCGGGCAUCUGUACGCCGCCUGGAACCAAGGAUUUGACAAGUGCCGUCCAGGCUGGCUGAUGGACCGCAGUGUCCGCUACCCCAUCACAAUCCCCAGGGCCCACUGUGGUGGUGGCCAGGUGGGGGUCAACAUCAUCUACGCCUACCCCAACCAAACCGGCUUCCCCGAUGAGCACUCACGCUACGAUGCCUAUUGUUUCAGAGCUGAACUCCCCAUCACCCAUGUCGAAAAUGAAACCAGUAUGAACUUCACGAUGGUGGUGGUGGAUGUUAUCAACAAGACAACAGUCACAUACUCAAUGUUUCCCCCAGUGACACCGAUUUUACCUCCAGUCCAUGUUGAUGCAUCAGGCUCUGGUUCAGCUGAUCAUUCAGCCAGCGGGGAAAUCUCAGGGGAGUCCAGCACCUCAGGCACAAGCGGUGACGCCUCUGGCUCAGGACGGGAAGUCGUCUUCAGCGGUCGCACUGACAUCUACUCUGGAGAACAGUCUGCCUCUGGACGUCCACAGGAGGCAGAAGGUGGUAGUGCCGUCACCUUCACAUCUGGAGAACCCGGUAGUGCAUCUGGCUCUGGAUCUGGCUCUGGAUUUGACAGACAACACUCAGGCUUUGAUCAAUCAGGAUCAGGUUUUACCAGUGCUAGUGGUGAUAUUAGUGGUAGUGGUGGAGAGUCAUUGAUCACCAUAGUGGAUGAGAAGAUGGAGGAGGUGUUAACCCAGCAAACAUUUACUGAACAGGAGUUAGGCAGUGGAGGCUUCCUGACAUCAGGUAUGUCCGGAUCAGGAAUUAUGUCCGGAUCAGGAAGUAUGUCCGGAUCAGGAAGUAUGUCCGGAUCAGGAAGUAUGUCCGGAUCAGGAAGUAUGUCUGGAUCAGGAAGUAUGUCUGGGUCAGGCACCAGUGGAUUCUCUGGCAUCUCAUUCAUCGAUCACAGUGGUGUUGACCUUACAGUCCAGUCAUCUGAGCAGGAGGCGUAUCGUCCCUCUGGAUCAGGGUUCCCCAGUGGAUUUCCAAGUGGUUUUCCAUCUGGUGCAUCAGGCAGCGGCUCUGCCUCUGGAGACUCUUCCCAGCAUCGUGGUGAUGUAAUCUACUUAACAGAUGAUGGUAUGAUGGAGGUAACCAUGCAGCCACCAACACAUGGUCCCGAGCAGGGCCGGGGGGUAGUAGAGAUUAGCGGGCAAGGGAGUGGCUUACAUGUCUCAGGCAGUGGAGCCCAUCAUGAAGAACCAUCCACUGAGGAGCUUUCCAUAGCCCUACAGCCUGAAUCCACGAUGACUUAUCCAGAGUACGUUGCUAAUCUUGCUCAAUCAGGACAUCAAGAGGAGGAACAGGAAGGCCGUGCAGGACCAACAGUUUAUGUUGUGACUCCGGAUGCAGCCACCAGCAGCCCAACCACAGCACCAUCAGUGUCAUUUUCAACCCCUGCUGUUUUGGAGGAACCUGAAGCAGUAGAAGACCCCUGUGAUCCAAAUCCCUGUGGUUCAGGAUCCUGCUCUGUGCAGGGAGAGCUUGCUGUGUGUCAGUGUCCUAAUGGCUUCUCUGGUGAAGACUGCUCAACACCUGUACAGGGCUGUGCAGAGGGCUGGUUGGAGUUCAAGGGAAGCUGUUACCUCCACUUUGCAGAACGACACACCUGGUCUGAGGCUGAGCAGCGCUGCCAGGAGCUAAACGCUCACCUGGUCAGCGUCAGCUCCCAGGAGGAGCAGCAGUUUGUCAACUCCAAUGGUCAGGACUACCAGUGGAUAGGACUCAAUGACAAAGAUGUUCAGAAUGAGUUCCGCUGGACAGACGGCACUCCUCUGACAUUUGUGAACUGGAGGCCCAACCAACCAGAUAACUACUUUGACUCGGGGGAGGAUUGUGUGGUGAUGAUCUGGCACGAGGGCGGUCAGUGGAACGACGUGCCCUGCAACUAUCACCUUCCCUUCAUCUGCAAGACUGGACCUGUCACAUGUGGGGCUCCCCCUGAGGUGGAGCACAGCCGGCCGAUGGGCGGCAGUAGAGAGCACUACCCCGUCAACUCUAUAGUCCGCUACCAGUGUGACCCAGGCUACACACAGCGCCACCUGCCUGUUAUACGCUGUAUGGCAAAUGGACAGUGGGAAGAGCCACAAGUGGAAUGUAUAGAGGGUGAGUCCGCCGCCAACAGUAACCGGCUACACAAAAGAUCCCUACGGCGCAGAAGUAAAGGGGUCCGCAGCCAACAGGAACAGAGGAAGCUGCUCUGAGCAGGACUGAAAGGACAUACAACAGAGAGUCAUAAAGGACCCCUUUUAUAAGAAAGCAUGA
Messenger RNA from Scomber japonicus (chub mackerel), 3964 nucleotides. RefSeq names its product aggrecan b (gene acanb). The record is from RefSeq and is a predicted model, not a curated record. The coding region runs from base 1 to 3903 and encodes 1300 amino acids. NCBI's taxonomy places the organism in Eukaryota, Metazoa, Chordata, Actinopteri, Scombriformes, Scombridae. Gene Ontology annotation, biological process: cell adhesion. Gene Ontology annotation, molecular function: hyaluronic acid binding. The transcript has 18 exons.